Drosophila innubila is the source of this 4883-nucleotide messenger RNA. RefSeq names its product protein dispatched (gene disp). The coding region runs from base 354 to 3947 and encodes 1197 amino acids. Gene Ontology annotation, cellular component: membrane. NCBI's taxonomy places the organism in Eukaryota, Metazoa, Arthropoda, Insecta, Diptera, Drosophilidae. The record is from RefSeq and is a predicted model, not a curated record. The transcript has 7 exons.
AUUUUGCUUGUGUUUUUACGCAUUUUUUGCAUUCGCAUUUUUUAUUCAUUUUAGUUUUAGUUCUCAGCGUGUGGUUUAUUUCGCGUGCAUUUAAAGAAAAUGUUAAAUCAUUUUUCCUCACAUCAAGAGAAUAAAGUGAACUAUAACCAGAGAUAAACAAUCAUAAUUUGCAAGGCAGGUCCCGACAUUAUCUACAACAUAAACAACAACAAUAGCACUGCCCCCAGGACAUUAUUUGCCCAAGGUUAUUUGAAAUUCUACAAGCUGCGGCUGCACUGAUGAAAACAAACUGAAUGAGUUAAUUUGCGAAUAUAUUGUCGAGCGGGCGGCGUUGCCGUUGCUGCUGCUUCGGCAUGUUGUGUUUCGACUCGGAGAAGAUGAACUGGUAUUACCAUGUGCUGGCACGGCGACCGUACCUGGUCGUCAUAUCCAUUGCCGUCUAUUGCGUGGCCUGCAUAAUAGUUGCACUAAUAUUCAACGACCUGCCCGAUUUCAGUGACCCCACCUUGGGCUUUGAGACGCGAGGCACCGAAAUAGGUAAAAGGCUGACCGCUUGGCAUAAUCUGGAAGAGGAGUGCAAUGGAAACGGUGCCUUGUUCUCCAAUCCCACGGAUCUGUUGCAAAAGCUAGAAUAUGAAAAGACACGCGGUGUUCCGCGACAUCAACAUCUCAAUCAUAAACGACAUAAAAACCCACGACGAAAACACAAAAAUAAUAAGCGACGCAAGGAGCACAGGAAAAACCAGCACGACGAAGUGGCUCACAAAUUGAUGGCAAUCAACAAGCGUCUAAAAGCAACCAAAAGUCCACUAAGCGACAAGUGGAUGGGCGACAGCGGAGUGUUCCGUGACUACGAGGUCACCAAUGACAGCAGUCCCUCCUUGCUAGAACCGACCAGACGCAGCGAACAGAUCGAGUAUGGUCAUAAUACGACGUUCGUGGAUGAGGACGAGCAUCGUGACCGUGUGCAAAGCAAGAAGAGCACAUGGCGUAUACUGAAGCAAGCUGCGUUACCCAACGAUGGUUGGUCCAACUCGAAAGUGCGCCAACCCAUCGAAGGAUUCUUCUGUGAUUCCUCACCUCACAAAGACUACUCGCACUUUGUGGUGCAACGCAUUGGACCCAAUGCAACUGACUCGUUAUUUGAUUUAAACGGCAUGUUAGCCAUGUGCCAGUUGCAAGAUCAAAUCGCCUCUGUACCCAGUUACCAGGCAUUUUGUGAGCCCGAAAUGUUGACUUCAAACUGCUGUCGUCCUUGGUCGCUGCCUAACUAUGCCACACUGUUGGCCAAUAAGAGUUCCUGUUUUGAUCUGACCACAGAGGAUGUUUCAUUAUUACAAACCCUGCUGUUGAAUUGCUAUGAGUAUUAUCAUUACCUAAAGCUAGACAUCAAUUGUAACGAUUUAAAUCGAUGCUAUGCUCCGGAGGAAUGCACGCGACACAAUUUGGUCUUUAACGUGCUCAACUUUCUGAGCGAUUUUGGCUUUAUUAAACCAAAUGACACGAAUGUUUAUUUGAAAUACGCAAUGAUUUUUGUGCCCGUUCGACACUCCAGUCAAAUCCUGCCGCUCUUUCACGAAUGGGAAAAUGUCGAUCUGAGCAACGAACUGGUUGAAGUUAUUGGCAUGGAUUUGGGUUUGGAAAACGAUCUUUUUAGCGAGCUGUUGCUUACUGAUGUUUGGUUGGUAUCUCUGGGCGGACUCUUUGUCAUGGCCUGCGUUUGGUUAUAUACAGGAUCCGCCUUUAUCACAGUGAUGUCCUGCUGUGCCAUUUGCUUCUCGCUGGGAUUAGCCUACUUUGUCUACACUUUGGUCUUUGAGUUUAGCUUCUUUCCCUACAUGAAUCUACUUGCCGUUGUGGUUAUCAUUGGCAUUGGUGCCGAUGAUGUCUUCUUGUUUCUUAAGAUCUGGCAGUGUGUGCUGGCCGAGCGCUUUAGCAAGAGCAGCACAUUGAAUACACAGUCAACGCUGCCCACACCAUUGGAGCAUAAUGAGCAUACGGAAACAUUGGAGAAUUUAAUGGCUCUGACCAUGCGACAUGCGGCUGCCUCUAUGUUUGUCACGUCAAUAACAACAGCGGGUGCCUUUUAUGCCUCGUACAGCAGCUCCAUAACGGCUAUAAAAUGCUUUGGAAUCUUUGCUGGAACUGUUGUGGUCACAAACUAUCUGCUCAUGAUCACCUGGCUGCCCGCAUCGGUUUCAAUUAUGGAGCGUCUUUUUGCCAGUCGCAUGUCCUGCCAACAGCAUUUGGCACAAAAGCUGAUCAACGCCUGCAAAAAGUCAAUUAAUCGUUUUUGUGAAUUAUUUGAGGAGCGCAUCACACACAGCAUUAUGAACUAUGCAUUUUUAUGGAUAAUAAUCUUUUCAAUCCUUGGCACAGCAAGUGCGAUCAUUGUCUUUUGGUAUCCGGGUCUGCAGCUGCCAGAGAAGCCACAUUUUCAAUUGUUUGUCUCACAUCAUCCCUUUGAAAUUUACACCAAGCUUCGACAUCAGUUUUGGUUCGAGAAGCCGCUGCAAGGAUUUGAGAACGCCAAUAUGAGCAUGCGUUUCAUUUGGGGAGUGGAGGCGGUGGACGAUGGCGAUUAUACAAACCCGAACUCAUACGGCAACCUACACUAUGACAAUAAUUUUAAUAUAUCAAGCAAAGAGUCACAGAUUUGGGUGCGCAACUUUUGCCAAAAUAUGCGACAGCAGCCAUUUUAUCAAGAGACUUUUAGCUUCUUGUUGCCAAAUUGUUUUAUUGAGAAUUUUAUUCGAUUCAUGGAGCGAAGAUGCAUUGAUGAAAUGGACACAACGCGCACAGAUCUCACACCUUGCUGCAAUGCACAGUUUCCUUUCGAGCCACACAUAUUCGAGCUGUGCUUGCCCCAAUGCAUAUCAAAUCUGUGUGAAACGAGAUUCUAUCGAGAGAUUCAGAGCAAAGCGGGUCCCAAGUUUGCAGCUGCUCCCAACCAUCUAGACCAAUAUUUGGAGAGCAACAGCAGUAACGAGAGCUAUAGCCUGGAGACACAACUGCUCGUCAAGGCGUUAAUCAUUGAGUUCGAUUCAAAUGUCGGCCAUAGCACCAUCUAUAGCAACAUUAAAGUGUUUUACGAGAGAGUUGAGAGUUGGUUUCAGCAGCAACUCAGCACGGCACCACUAGAGUUACGUGGCGGUUGGUUUAUAAGCGAUUUAAAUUUCUAUAAUGUUCAGGAUACCCUCUCGAAUGACACAAUCGUCUCCAUUGUCCUGGCCAUGGCCGCUUCGCUUGUGGUCCUGCUUUGCUUUACGCUCAAUCUGAUCAUCUCUAUAUAUGCUGUUAUUACCGUCUCUCUGACAAUUUUCAAUACCGUGGCUGUGCUAAUUUUACUCGGUUGGCAACUGAAUAUUCUGGAGAGCAUUGCCGUAUCGACGGCCAUUGGCCUCGCUGUAGAUUUUAGUUUGCAUUAUGGCAUACACUAUCGCCUGUCGCCAUCCAAGGAGCGUGUCGCAGCCACAGAAUUUGUGCUGUCCCGAAUCAUUGGACCUACGGUUAUGGCGGCGGCAACAACUGGCUUUGCCGGUGGCAUCAUGAUGGCAUCAAAUAUACUACCCUACAUACAGAUUGGCAUCUUCCUGGUUGUGGUCAUGGUUACCAGCUGGUUGUAUGCCACCUUUUUCCUAAUGAGCAUGCUCAAAGUGGCCGGACCCCAAUAUGGUUUCAUGCAACUGGGUUGGCCAAAAUUGCGUAAACGUCGCACGGCAAAGGCCAAUAAAUUCUACGAACGAAAACCCAGUCAAAUUAUUGCCAGUGAGCAGCUGUUAACGCCCACCAGUUCAGCCAUUGUUGAGAUGGCCAAUUCGGAGACACAUGAACUAGAAUCUCUGAAUUCCAAUAGCCAGAUUAAGACAAUAUCGGGCACAGAAAGUGGACAUACGUUGCCUGCUCUGCCCGUGGACUUUGAGCACUCAUUCCAAACCGUGCACUAGGGUAUAAUAUCAAACUGCAGCCGCGACAAUUUGCAUUUUUAUACAGGGCAAAGCUGUGAAGCUACCCAGCAUACAACUACUUUGUUAGCAUUAAGCAAAAGCUCAAAGAGGCAAAAAGUUUGCGUAAAUGUUUGCAACAUUUUAUACUUUGAGAGAUAUAGAGAUAUGAUGAUGAUAUUGACAUUAGAUAGAGAUAAUAACAAGUGAUGGAUUGAGAGAGCGUUCAAAAUAUUUUAAGCUUGAGCAAACGACUCUUUAGAGUGCUAUUUAAAAAAGACUUCAAGCCAGUUGCAAUGCGCAUUUUUACUUAAUUAUUGUAACGUUCGACGCCAGGAGCCAAAAGUUGGCUCACAUUUGUAAACUGAAGCAAUUAGCGGAGAGUACUGGGUACGUCCAAAAAAAUAACUGUACGACGGCACAAUGUCGGUAUUAUUAGUUUAUAGAAGUUUUUAGUGAAGCAUUAAUGAAUGUUUAUGUAUUAUCUAUAUACUUAACUGUAAUCAAAACUAUUUAUACUCUGAAUUUCUAUUAGCUGUUAAACUCGGACAACAAUGUUGGCGCCGUUAUUAAAUUAGAAUGUAUGUAUACAAUAUAUAUAGUUACCAUAUAUGGUAGUUAUACACACAUGCAUACACUUCUAUAUAAUGUACGUUGAUGUACUAAAUGUGUUGUCUAUCCUAGAUGUAAACGUUCAAAACACAUACACACACACACACUCACGUUUGUAAUAACCAUGUAACUGUGAUACAGAAGGUGACAAAAUGAAAAUAUUUAAAAAAAAAAGUCUAUGUUUAUACAGACAAUGAGAGUUAGAAAAAAAAAAAGAAAUCUUGACGUAUUGUACUUAACUAUACUUGAAAAACCUUGUACUUCCUUAAUUGAACUUAAACAAAUGUGUUGAGGUGAUUUAAUAAAUGUUACUUGUGAAACAAACUA